Alnus glutinosa is the source of this 2175-nucleotide messenger RNA. Its product is annotated as BTB/POZ domain and ankyrin repeat-containing protein NPR1-like. Gene Ontology annotation, biological process: defense response to fungus; systemic acquired resistance, salicylic acid mediated signaling pathway; defense response to bacterium. Bases 195 to 1958 code for a protein of 587 amino acids. The record is from RefSeq and is a predicted model, not a curated record. Gene Ontology annotation, cellular component: nucleus. Gene Ontology annotation, molecular function: protein binding. NCBI's taxonomy places the organism in Eukaryota, Viridiplantae, Streptophyta, Magnoliopsida, Fagales, Betulaceae. The transcript is spliced from 6 exons.
UAACGCUGACGCCACUGCAGACGUCAGCGGAACCCAGCUGGGAAAGCUGACGCCAUCGCUGCGGUCACUGACACGACUUCAUCUCCUUAACGAAAGUCGCACGCAGGUUUUCCUUUUCUUCUUUCUUGACAGUGAAGAACAGAUAAGAAGUUCCUCUAGAGCAUCUGAAAGAAUAUUCUUUCUAGAGCGUAUUAAUGGCUAGUUCCACUGAACCAUCGUCAUCUUUGAGCUUUACUUCAUCUUCCCAUUUAUCGAAUGGCUCAUUUAGCCAUGCUAAACCAUCCCCCUCUGGCCUUGAACCGGGUCCUAGCCUUGAAGAAGUCCUUAGUUUAAGCAAGCUCAGUUCUAAUUUGGAACAGCUAUUGGUUGAUCCAAGUUGUGAUUAUAGCGAUGCGCAUAUAAUUGUAGAGGGAAUUCCAGUUGGUGUUAACCGAUGUAUUUUGGCUGCUAGAAGUAGGUUUUUCCAUCAACUGUUUCAGCGAGAGAAGGGAUCUGCUGAGAAGGAAGGGAAACCCAAGUAUUUGAUAAGUGAUUUGUUGCCUUAUGGCAAGGUUGGAUAUGAGGCAUUUCUCGUUUUCUUGAGCUAUUUGUAUACGGCGAAGCUGAAGAAUUCUCCAGUGGAGGUGUCAACUUGUGUUGACAAUGUUUGUGUCCAUGAUUCAUGUAGACCCGCUAUUAAUUUUGCGGUGGAAUUGAUGUACGCCUCUUCUGUUUUUCAGAUACCAGAGCUGGUUUCACUUUUGCAGCGACGUUUCCUUAACUUUGUUGCGAAGGCUGUUGUAGAAGAUGUCAUCCCAAUCCUCGUGGUUGCUUUCCAUUGUCAAUUGAGUCAGGUUGUCACCCAAUGUGUUAAUAGGGUAGCACGAUCAGAUCUUGACAGCAUCUCUCUUGAGAAAGAGCUACCUUAUGAAAUUGCAGAGAACAUUAAAUUGCUUCGUCUCAAGUCCAAGCCUGAUGAUGAACAUGAUAUAGAAGCUGAGGAACCCUUGCGUGAAAAGAGAAUCAGGAGAGUACACAAGGCAUUAGACUCUGAUGAUGUUGAACUAGUGAAACUUCUCCUGACUGAGUCUGAUACAACCUUAGAUGAAGCCAAUGCUCUCCAUUAUUCUGUAGCAUACUGUGAUCCUAAGGUUGUGACCGAGGUGCUUGGUCUGGGUUUGGCCAAUGUCAACCUUCGAAAUAAUCGGGGUUACACAGUACUCCAAAUAGCUGCAAGGCGUAAGGAACCAUCAAUAAUAGUAUCACUUCUGACUAAAGGAGCUUGUGCAUUAGAAUUGACAUUGGAUGGUCAGAGUUCUGUUAGUAUUUGCCGGAGGUUGACAAGGCCAAAGGAUUAUCAUGCAAAAACAGAGCAGGGGCAGGAAGCAAACAAGGACCGGUUAUGCAUUGAUGUUCUAGAGAGAGAAAUGCGAAGGAAUCCAAUGGGCGGAGAUGCACUUAUUUCUUCCCAAACAGUUGCAGAUGAUCUGCACAUGAAGUUGCUGUACCUGGAAAACCGAGUGGCAUUUGCAAGAUUGUUUUUCCCAACUGAGGCUAAGGUAGCCAUCCACAUUGCACAUGCUGAGACAACAUCUGAGUUUGCUGGUCUUUCUGCACCGAAACGUUCAAGUGGGAAUCUGAGGGAGGUUGAUUUGAAUGAGACUCCAGUUAUGCAGAACAAGAGACUGCUCUCUCGGAUGGAAGCCCUUAUGAAAACAGUGGAGAUGGGUCGACGCUAUUUUCCUCAUUGCUCAGAAGUGCUGGAUAAGUUCAUGGACGAUGACCUCCCCGAUUUGUUUUACCUUGAGAAGGGCACCCCGGUUGAGCAGAGAAUCAAGAGGAGGCGCUUCAUGGAGCUCAAAGAGGAAGUUCAGAAGGCAUUUGAUAAGGACAAGGCUGGGUCGGGUCGCUCUGGAUUGUCUUCCUCAUCAUCCUCGUCUUCUCCAAAAGAUGGUGUAAAUUAUAAGGUUAGGAAAUAGUGAAGGCUUGCAAAUUUAGUCUCGGUAAGGCUGAUGAUGAAAUAGCAAAUUCUUUUGAAAAAUAUACUGGUGUGAGCGUGAGCCUCAUAAAUGUUGGCUCAUUGUGUCUAUAAGCAAGCAAAAAAUUGUUCUACUUUUGAAUUUUUGUAGAAAAUGGUGAUCUUAACAGUUGGGAGUUUCUUGAAAGAAAGAAUUUUGCAGUCGUUCUUUUUAUUUA